AUGCAGCGGUCGCUCCUGCCCUUGCCAGUCCCUGACUGGUGUCGCGCGCAGGCUGCCCCCGGCGGCAGCGGCGGUCGCGCAGCGCGGCGUCGCCGCGCCAACAGGACGCUGCAGGGGGAGCUCGUGACCGAGCUCGUUGUGGCGCUCAACCAGCUGGAUGCCGGCUCUGAUGACCCGCCGCGCCGUGCUGGCCAGGAGCCCAACAGGAUGCAGCAACUUUGCCUGGAGCAUCUCGCCGACAGCUGUGCGGCGAUGGGCUCCAUUCCUCCAGACUUGUCGACCGAGGUGGCCCUCCAGGAGCUCCAGGUUGGCGCUGGCUACUCCGACGGCGAGCCCGUCACGGUGGCCCCCUUCGCGCACGACCUCGUGUCUCUGCCAGCUGUGGGCGGUACGCCUGUGCCCCCGAGCCAGCUGUUGGGAGCCGACGGUCCAGACAUCGUGCGAAGGUUCAUCACUUCGAAGGUUUUGCCAAUUCAAAGCGCCGAGAUUUUUAAGAAGGAGGCUGGCUUCGCGCGCCCUUACCUGGAUCCAGUGCUGCGGCAGCCCGCGGCCUACCUGUCCUUCGUCGAGAGGAUGAGGGACGGUGGCAUGCUGGAGUUCAGGGUCGAUGAGGGCAAUUUUGAGGAAGUCGGUCUAUUCACCGUUUGGAAGAAGGAUGGUCGCCAGCGCCUGGUGAUUGAUUGCAGGGGCAGCAACUUCCGGUUCGCGGAGCCCGACAAGACCAGCCUGGCGUCGGGGGGCAGCUUCAGCUCCAUCGAGCUGGCGCCGGGCGAGGUGCUGUGGACGGACGGGGCCUACACAGCCUAUGUUGACAAUUUCAUUUCCUUUGGUGUGGAUCCUGACAGGCCUGCGGCCCUCCUGAGGCGCCCGCUCUUGGCCGUAUUUAGUUCCGUGUAUGCCUUCUCGAGGAAGUACUUCGAUCGGGUGAUGAAGCUGCCGCCGUCUGUCCGCCGUGAGCUUCGUUGGGCCGCCUCCCUGAUCCCCCUCGCAUGGGCUGAUCUCCGGGCCACCUGGUCUCCCAGGGUCUACGCGAGCGACGCUAGCGAGGAGGGGAGGGGCGUGUGCCAGAAGGAGGCCGACCUGGGAGCCAUUCGUGGUGCUGGGAGGUACGGGGAGAGGUGGCGAUUUCGACGGGCAACUGCUUCGCGACCUCGCGACUGCCUCUUCGAGCAGAGCGACCCGCCGACCGCCGACACCGCGAAGGUCGAGCCGAUCGCCGAUUUCGUCGCGUCGCCGGAGGCGGAGCACGUCGUGUCGCCGGAGGAGGCGGUGGAGGAUCCAGAGGGUAACUUGUGGAAGGUCCCGGAGGUGGAGGAAAAACUGUACGGGGGAAGGUGGCAGGUCGUGUCGAGCGGAGGGUGGGCCCGGUCCGAGAAGAUCAUCGUCCUCGAAGGUCGGGCACUCGUUCGUUCUCUUAGGCGCGCACUUCGCGACUCGAAGUCUUUCGGUAAGCGUAUCCUCUUCCUUUGCGAUAACAUGGGGCUCGUGUGUGCUAUGGAGAAGGGCCGCCCCUCAGCCGGGGGAGUCCUCCGCGUCGCCCGGCAAUGGUCCGCCUGGUGCCUGGCGGGUGCGGUGCAGGCCUCGGUGCGCUGGAUUCCGUCUGAACGGAACGUCGCCGAUGCGCCGUCGCGCCGCCACAUCCCCCUCGGGGUUUGGCUCGACAACGGCGCGGCGGACUCUGCCGAGGGCAUCGAGCAGUGGGCCGUCCGGGACGCCGGGCGCAGCAGCCAGCAGGCCGACUGCCGCAGCGCCGGCCUCGAGCUCGCCGAGCUGGCCGUCCGCGAGCCUGCCGUCGGCCCUGGGUCGCUGCUGCAGCGGGCGUCGGUGACUCCGAAGACCGUGGCCCAGUACGACGGUCUGUGGCAGGACAUCCUCCGCAUGUGGCUGCGGUUGCGUCCGGUGGGCUCCCUGCAGGCGGAGCCGGGCGACGACGAGACAGACUUCGUGGUCGCCAGCUGGAUGGGCCAGGAGUGCUCGUUCGGGGAGCUGGCGCAGAGGGGCGCCAAGGGGCUAGCGGCGGUGAAGUACUUCCGGCCGCAGUUCGCAAGGUCGGGAGGGCUCUCCCUUCCGCGCUCGGCGCAGGCCUUGAAGGGCUGGAAGCGGCUCGCCCCUGGGCGGGCGCGGCUGCCGCUGCCCUGGGAGGUCGUCGCGCUGAUCGCGCUGGAGAUGCUGCUGACCGGCUUCUGGGCGAUGGCGGCUUGGACGAUCAUCACCUUCCACUGCUACCUGCGCCCCAGCGAGCUGCAGCGGGUUACCGCCGAGAUGCUCGUGCCGCCUGUGCCGGGGACCCACGUGGCGAACUGGGCGAUCGUGCUGCACCCGAGCGAGGAGGAGAUCAGCAGCAAGACAAGGGAGUUCGACGAGACCGUGGUGUUCGAUCUGCCGCUGUUCCACUUCCUCGUGCCCGUGCUCGCCUACCUCAAGAGGGAGACGCCGGCCAGGACCAAUAUCGCAGACCUGUGGUACAAGCAGGAGGUGUUUGAGCACCGUGCUUCUUUCCUAACAGCGGCUGGCGCUGGCGGCAUGAGCAAACACCUCCACCGCUACAGUGUACUGAACAGACAGCUGAACCUGAACCUGAGGGCCAUGUUG
Molecule: messenger RNA, 2592 nt
Organism: Prorocentrum cordatum
Lineage: Eukaryota; Dinophyceae; Prorocentrales; Prorocentraceae
Source: the annotation of a GenBank genome assembly